Messenger RNA from Myxocyprinus asiaticus (Chinese sucker), 834 nucleotides. Its product is annotated as aquaporin-4-like. The record is from RefSeq and is a predicted model, not a curated record. Gene Ontology annotation, biological process: transmembrane transport. Gene Ontology annotation, cellular component: plasma membrane. The transcript has 6 exons. The coding region runs from base 1 to 834 and encodes 277 amino acids. NCBI's taxonomy places the organism in Eukaryota, Metazoa, Chordata, Actinopteri, Cypriniformes, Catostomidae. Gene Ontology annotation, molecular function: water channel activity.
AUGGGAAUCAGAGAGGAGCUGAGGAGCCGUCAGUUUUGGCAGGGGGUUCUUGCAGAGAUCCUGGGUUCCCUGGUCUUUGUGUCUGCCGUGUUGGGCUCAUUAGUUCCGGGACCGGACGGGGUCUCCCCAGGACCCAUCUACCCAGCUUUGGCUGCUGGUAUGGCAACUGUGGUUCUGGGAUAUUGCUUUGGUGAAAUCAGUGGGGCUCAGGUAAAUCCUGCAAUAACUGUGGCACUUUUGGUGACACGGAAGGUGGAUGUCUUUAGGGCUGUAGUUUAUCUGGUUGCCCAGUGUUUGGGGGGCAUCCUUUCAGCUGGGCUACUCUACAUCACCCUGCCCCUGAAGUCCACUGCACAGAACUACAUUAACAAGGUCCCAGUUGAAAUGAAUGCAGGCCAAGCUCUUGGGAUGGAGAUGCUUGCCACGUUUGUCCUGGGUUUCACUGUAUUCUCUGUCGAAGAUCAACGCAGGAGGGAAUGCAGUGAACCCGGAAACUUGGCCAUUGGGUUUGCCGUAACCACUGCGAUCUUCAUUGCUGGGAGAUUUUCUGGUGCUAGCUUGAACCCAGCUCGUUCUCUUGGUCCUGCUAUAAUACUUGGAUACUGGGAACACCACUGGGUGUACUGGAUUGGGCCAAUAUUAGGUGCGGUUCUGGCUGGAGUAUCUCAUGAGUUUAUUUUUGCACCCAGCGCAUCUAGGCAGAAGUUGGUGGCUUGUUUGACCUGUAAGGACAUUGAAAUAGUGGAGACAGCCAGUGUGUCUCGAUCUUCCCUGUCCACUGUCACACAGAGCGCCAUGAGAAACAAACAAAGCAACAAACUGGAGCACAGCUAA